Cottoperca gobio is the source of this 1875-nucleotide messenger RNA. It is a transcript of the gene ciao3, whose product is annotated as nuclear prelamin A recognition factor-like. The transcript is spliced from 11 exons. The record is from RefSeq and is a predicted model, not a curated record. Lineage: Eukaryota; Metazoa; Chordata; Actinopteri; Perciformes; Bovichtidae. The coding region runs from base 30 to 1460 and encodes 476 amino acids.
UAAACAACAAACACUUUACGGCAGUAAAUAUGGCUUCUCACUUCAGCGGUGUGCUGCAGUUGACAGACCUCGAUGAUUUUAUCACUCCCUCUCAGGAAUGUGUCAAACCUGUUAAAGUAGAGAAGAAAAAAGGUAAAUCUGUGGCAAAAAUUCAAAUAGAAGAUGAUGGCAGUUACUUCCAAGUCAACCAGGAUGGAGGGAAGCAGAAACUGGAGAAAGCAAAGAUCACACUGAGUGACUGUUUGGCCUGCAGUGGCUGUAUCACCUCAGCUGAGAGCGUCCUCAUCACGCAGCAGAGCCACGAGGAGCUCCUUAAAGUGCUGCACAACAACAAGGCCAGCGACACAGAGCAGAAGGUGGUGGUGGUGUCGGUGUCACCGCAGUCCAGAGCCUCCAUCGCUGCACACUUUGACCUCAGCAGUAGUGAGGCAGGCAGGAGGCUUACUUCUUUCUUCAAAGGCCUUGGGGUUCAUUAUGUGUUUGAAACAAGCUUUAGUCGGACCUUCAGCCUGCUGGAGAGCCAGAGAGAGUUCGUAGAGCGUUUCCAAAGGAAGGAGCAGGACAGCAAGGUUCUGCCCAUGCUGACAUCGGCCUGUCCAGGUUGGAUUUGCUACGCAGAGAAGACCCACGGGGAAUUUAUUCUCCCUUACGUUAGUACCACUCGCUCCCCCCAGCAGAUGAUGGGCUCUCUGGUUAAAGGCUAUUUUGCUGAACAACAGGGGCUAAGUCCGCAGCAGAUCUACCAUGUGGCAGUAAUGCCCUGCUUUGACAAGAAACUAGAGGCCUCGAGGUCAGACUUCUACCUGAGCGAAGCUGAGACUCGAGAAGUGGACUGUGUCAUCACAUCUGGAGAGGUUCAGAAAAUGCUGGAGGAGAAAAAUGUGUCUCUUAAUGAUGUGGAACCUGCUCCCCUAGAUACAGUGUUGAGCAGUGUGAGUGGGGAUGAGUUCCUGAACCAUUCUGGGAGUGGCUCAGGGGGUUACCUCCAUCACGUCUUCACCUAUGCGGCCAAGCAGCUGUUUGGAGAGGAGGUGAAGGAGCUCACCUACAAGACCCUCAAGAAUAAAGACUUCCAGGAAGUGACUCUGGAGAGAGAUGGGGUUGUCCUGCUGUGCUUUGCUUCCACAUAUGGCUUCCGCAACAUCCAGAACCUGGUGCAGAAACUCAAGAGGGGGAAGUCGCCUUACCACUUUGUGGAAGUUAUGGCCUGCCCAUCGGGCUGUCUAAAUGGUGGUGGACAGGUGAAGCCCUCACCUGCUCAGAACCCAAAGGAGCUUCUCCAGAAGGUUGAGGAGCUCUACAAGGCAGAGCGCCUGCUAUCGCCAGAAGAGGACACCCAUGUGGCCGAGCUGUACCAGUCCUGGCUCCACGGCGUUGGGGAGGAGAAAGCCAAAGAGCUGCUGCACACACACUACCACACUGUUCAGAAGAUGACCAACGGACUCGCUAUGAAGUGGUGAAGAAAGCUUCUGCUACAAUCCAUGAUAAGCAAGAGUUUUUCAGCAAACACUGACUACAGAACCGUCCAAAUGUAUGUGACUAUUUCUGUCUCUCAGAGAGAGAAGGGUGACGGGCAAAGUCAAAUAAAAGCUGGUUUGAUGUAUGCCAAUAACCUAUAAAACUUAAACUUUUCUCUCCAUCGAAAAAGUUGUGUGACUGGCAGAGUGGAAGACUAAGAGGGGUACAUAUGAGACAUGCUAAAGCCGAGACGUGUGCGUUGUCUGAUCAUAAAUAGUGAAUAAUUCAUUUGUGUGUCACCUGUUACUUUGAAAAUGUGAGCUGAAAUAAAACAAAAUCUAAUAAAUAUUUGUUUAUUUAACCUUAUGAUUAUAUAUAUAUAUAUGGAGAAAAAUAAAGACUUUAUUUUAAUUGCCA